Bombus terrestris (buff-tailed bumblebee) is the source of this 1233-nucleotide messenger RNA. RefSeq lists its product as uncharacterized. The transcript has 5 exons. Lineage: Eukaryota; Metazoa; Arthropoda; Insecta; Hymenoptera; Apidae. The record is from RefSeq and is a predicted model, not a curated record. The coding region runs from base 274 to 1089 and encodes 271 amino acids.
UAUAAAGGGACGCCGGGUCGCAACGAGCCUCACAGUACCGCUUCGACUGUGAACGCGAUAGGAAUUGGAUUGUCUAUUUUACAAAGCUCCUUUAUCUUUUGCAAUAAUUACAUUCGAAUGUCUUUUCAAGCGCUAACGAUAUAAUCGACGUUUGGUAAUAUCCAUCGACAAACGGGACAAUUCGGGUGUACAAUCUACGCCUAUAACUGCGCAGUAGGGCAUAUUGUCUCGCAAAGGCCAAAGCUGUAAAUCUUCGUUACUUAUACCGGUUUCAUGAUGAGACGAAUGAGCGAUCGUGGCGGAGAAGGAUCAGGACCAGCUCCUCAGCUAGAUGGCCGAAGAAAUUCGGUCGUUACGAUGGAAAGAGUGUCAUCGACGUUGUUUGGCAGUAAUCGUCAGUUGGACGUUAUGGACAACAUCGCAGACCUAAAAGCGAGGAAGGUGCGCUUAAGGAUGUACAGGACGUCGACGGAGCAAGUGUACGAAAUGCAGCCGCUGGAGGGUAACAGUUCUGUUCAACGUUACACUGAACAGCCGAAACAACGAUUCUUUGAAAUGCCUACUCUGUCGGUUUCGCCGACGUCUUCUCUCCGAAAGCGCGUCUCGGAACUGCCAAGAGCCGCGAGAGCACCCGUUUUCGGUGCUGCGGGCAUGGUCUGCUCUAAUAGGGAUCUGAUAUCGAUCCUAAGCUCGGUAGGGUCUUCCGCGACGGAAAUGUCGAAGAAGCCGGAAGAUUUAGCAAUGGCCAGUUCAAGUCUUAGGUUCGAUGAAUUGAAGGUAGUGAAGGCGGUGAAGAAAAUGUUCGGUAAAAAGUCCCCUAAUAGCGAGGUCGUAUGGGACAACACUAGUGGAACCAAAGUGGACGCUCAGGUAUUUGGUAGCGCAAUUGAGAAGAUAUUAACGGCGCAGAAGGGAAACGAUACGGAGAUACCGAGGGCUUCCGGGUCGAGCGGAAAGCCCUCGGUAUCUUCGAACAAACCAAUGUCAGGUGAAGUGACAAAUUUGUUUUGGAAUAGCAAGAACCAAAAGCAGACGGAAUUCAGCGAACCGUCUCUCUGUUCUUCCCUAAAGGACCUAUUCAAGAAGUAAUGGGGAAGAACAAAUACUAAUAAAUGUUAAGUGUCUCUAGUUUAAUUAACACUUCUUUAUCUAAGAAUUUCUUCCCUAAAAGACCUAUUCAUUAUGUAAUGUAGAAGCACAAAUACUAAUAAAUGCUAAGUUUCUCUCGUUUAA